This is a messenger RNA of Sinocyclocheilus grahami, 2529 nucleotides long. It is a transcript of the gene sprtn, whose product is annotated as SprT-like N-terminal domain. NCBI's taxonomy places the organism in Eukaryota, Metazoa, Chordata, Actinopteri, Cypriniformes, Cyprinidae. The record is from RefSeq and is a predicted model, not a curated record. Gene Ontology annotation, biological process: DNA repair. The transcript has 5 exons. The coding region runs from base 1 to 1611 and encodes 536 amino acids. Gene Ontology annotation, molecular function: single-stranded DNA binding; metalloendopeptidase activity; polyubiquitin modification-dependent protein binding. Gene Ontology annotation, cellular component: nucleus.
AUGGUAUGUGCUGGUGUUUGCUCUUAUGAGGGAAGAGGAGGCUUGUGUUCAGUUCGACUCAGUGAACCGCUCCUGAAGCUCAGACCGCGCAAAGAUCUUGUACAGACUCUUCUUCAUGAGAUGAUCCAUGCUCUUCUCUUUGUGACUCAAAACAACAGAGAUCGAGAUGGCCAUGGUCCAGAGUUCUGCAAACACAUGAACAGAAUCAACCAAGCAAGCGGCACUAACAUCACUAUAUAUCACUCCUUCCACGAUGAGGUGGACGUGUACAGGCAGCACUGGUGGCGCUGUAACGGACCCUGUCAGAAUCACAGGCCAUUCUUUGGAUACGUAAAGCGUGCGAUGAACAGGCCUCCCUCGGCAAGAGACCCCUGGUGGUCUGAGCACCAAAGGACCUGCGGUGGAACAUACACCAAAAUCAAAGAGCCAGAGAAUUAUGGGAAAACAGGCAAAAGUGAUAAAAAGAAAGACAAGAAUCCUUCCGAUAAGACCUCCAAGAAUACGAAGCCUCCAAGCAGCACAACAGGCUCUGGCUCACAAGACAUCAGAAAUGUCAUUCCAUUCAGUGGGAGAGGGUUUAUUCUUGGAGGGAACACACAGACUAACACGGACAAGCUGAGUCAGAGUCCUCCUAAAGCUCAACCCAAACCUCUCGCCUCUCCUCCUGACUCACCGCUUCUUCCAAGACUACAGCCCAUCGAGGCAAGCUUGUUCAAAAGAGUCAGCUCAGGUGUAUCGAAUGUUCCCCGCAGAAAGUCUGUUAGUAACACUAAUGCCUUCAUCAACGUCAAUGGCUCACCUGUGAGAAUUGCCAAAGUCAAUGACUUAAGAGGCAAGCAGAGGUCGGUACGAGAUCUCUUCCAGCCCAUAGUCCUCAAAUCUCCAGAGAGAGCAGCCAGUGCGGCUGGUUCCUCCAAGCCUGCCACUGAUGCCUCAACAGCAAACCCUGCUAAAUGCAAUGGACCAUCUUCGUCUUGUGCCUUAGACGGGCAAACUAGCCUGAUCAAUAACCAUCAUUCAUACAGUGCCACAGUGCCAAAGCCUACCUCAAUAGAGUCGCAUCUCUCCAAAUAUUUUGGAAGCAGUGCUCAAAGUUCGAAAUUCCAAGAUUUGGGAAGCCCCCAAAAGUCUGCAACUGGCACACCGGGUUACUUUUCUAAGCUUUUAGGAAGUAACCAAAAACUAGGAUCAGAUGCUACGAGCUCAGGAUUCCGAAACACUGGCAGUCCCCAAAGUUCACGUACUUCAACAACUACUUCAGCGUCCAGUUCGAAGCACUUUGGAGACUCCGAAAAGCCUGAAUCCAACUUUCCAAGCCCUAGAAGCUUUGGCAGCCCCCGGACGUCAGGGACGAUGCCUUCAGGAGCCAAGAAGAGAUCGUGGGAAGAGCAUAAAUCUGAUCAUAUCUUUGAUUACUUCCAGCGGACAAAUGACAAGUCCGCCACGUCCACAGUGCAGCAGAGAGAGGAGGUGGAAGACACGGUUCUGCCUGCAGUCAGGGAUCAGCAAGCAAACGAUCCUCCGAUCCAGAUCACCGUCCACUGCCCCGUGUGCCACAUCAAAGUUCCUGAAUUCACAAUUAAUGAGCAUCUGGAUUCCUGUCUGUCAUAGUCACUGAAAGGAAGUACAGGCCAUAGGGCUUUAGUAAAGCUAGGAGAGGUGUUUACUAUGAUAUUCAUAUCUCCGGUAUAGCUUCGAAUAGAAAGAUAAAAAAAAUGUUUUAUGUCAUAGUGGUGAGAUAUUUUAAUUCCAAUGCAAUAGCUAUAAGCAAUAGUUAAAAUAAAUGUAUAAGUCAUUGGUAGCACAAUACCCUAAAAAGUGUGCCCCAUUUCCUUUUGUACUUUUGUGCAGUUAUUGACUUACUCUACCUCGGUUUUGUAACAAGAGCAUUUGCAUCAUGGGAAGACUGUUGGGCGCGAUUGACAGCUUAGAUGAAACUGAGUGAGUGGUUUAAAGAGGCGUCACUCACUGUCCUUGAUGUCCGCGGUUCAUGUCGAAUCAGCAGUACUGAAUUUCGCAUGCGUUUGGCUGUCCACUGUGGGAUUUAGAUGCGCUUCGCUUUCUGCCGGAUCAGGUUUUGCAAGGUUGCUUACAUCUCGGUGUCAUCAAUAACAGCUCUGUCAGGUUGGCCAUGAUUGGGGGGUGGAGCUUGUGCCACCUUCUGCAUAAUAAUUUCACAUCUACUUUGUGCCCUAGAGGAAUGCGCACGUUCAAAAACUAACCCCACCCAGAAGUGAAUAUUGGGUGUGCAGGUUAAAACCUCCUGAUGUGAUGAUAUAUAGUUAAGUCACGAGUAUUGUUGUGUUCGAUCCAGCGACCCACCUUAGAAGGAAACAAUGCCUGAUGACGAGUUCACGCUGCUCAGGUUACCUGUAGAACACGCAGAUGUUGCUUUUGGCAUGGUUCACUUAUAGACCCGUGAGUGUAACAUUGAUUUACCUUCGUAAAAAGAGGCAGGACGCAUUGAUUUGUUUAGUGUUUGAGGUGCUGCAGGCGUCUGUGAUGUCAUUCGUAAUGUAUGCAUGCCGU